AUGGGCUCCGUUGUUCAGGAUAGUCCGCCGCGUCUAUCUGGAUAUCCUUCUCCUUCCAACAUUCCAAAUGCGCGACGGGAUGCGCCCUUCAAAAAGAUACUCAGUGAAGUAUACGUGCACUCUGAGGAUCUCGCGCUCGCCAUCAACCGAAUCGCUGCUGUGUCUGAUUUUGUGAAUGCCUAUUAUCAUCGACCCCGAUUCUGGAAACAGGAAGAUGAUCUCAGUCCUCUCAGCGUGCUGGGUCCGGCUACUCAUAUAUUACUGUCCUUGCCACGAUUCGAUGACUCCGUCAAUUCAAAUUCUUUUGAAUUCGUUCAUGAAAUGACACGUCUUGCUUUGCUGAUCUUACUGGCGGGGCUGAAAAGAGCUUAUGCAUUGGCAGCAGUGGAGAUGGAGUUGCUGCAGAGCAAAUAUUCUCGUCUGCUUCGCGGAGACGUGGCUGGUAACUCUUCAUUUAUAUUGCCCAGUCUGCAAGUCUGGACUCUUGUGACUGCUGCAGUGCUUCAAACUCCAGGCCCAGAAAGAAGUCUCUACAUCCAGGAGAUCUCUCGACGUAUGUCUGCCCUUCACCUCGCCGACGGCUCGGCUACAAUCGACCUUAGUCGCCAGAUAGUCUGGAUCGAAGUUCUUGGGCAACCAGAUACGGUGAAUGCUUUAAUAUCCGAAAUUGACACUGCUCACUUCACAAGAAUAAAAAACGAAACACCAUGA
Messenger RNA from Penicillium riverlandense, 711 nucleotides. RefSeq lists its product as uncharacterized. NCBI's taxonomy places the organism in Eukaryota, Fungi, Ascomycota, Eurotiomycetes, Eurotiales, Aspergillaceae. The coding region runs from base 1 to 711 and encodes 236 amino acids. The transcript has a single exon. The record is from RefSeq and is a predicted model, not a curated record.